Molecule: messenger RNA, 7074 nt
Organism: Strongyloides ratti
Lineage: Eukaryota; Metazoa; Nematoda; Chromadorea; Rhabditida; Strongyloididae
Product: Cytochrome P450 4V2
Exons: 4
Coding region: 1-7074 (2357 amino acids)
Molecular function (GO): heme binding; oxidoreductase activity, acting on paired donors, with incorporation or reduction of molecular oxygen; monooxygenase activity
Source: RefSeq, a predicted model, not a curated record
AUGAAUAAUCAUGUAAUCUUAUUACUUGUAAUUUUUUUUCCUUGUUACAAAUUAAAUAAUAUUAAUAAAUUUAAAUCAUAUAUUUCUCAAAAUAAUAAAUUAAUAAAAAAUGAUUUAUUACCAAUAUAUUCUUCAUUACCUACAUGUAAAAUAAAACAUAAAAUUUUACAUCAUGAUGGUAUGAAUGGUAAUGGUGAAAGAAUAUUAGUUGGAACAUCAAAAAAUUGUAAUGAAACUUUUAAUUUUCCUGUUGAUUCAAGUAUGAAAAAUUUAUAUAUUCUUAUUGAUUCAUUAGGUUCUGGUUAUCCAACUGGAGAAUUAUAUGAUAAAUCAAAUGUUGAAAUAUUACCAUGUUCAGAUCAAAAUAUUGAAAAUUAUGGAUAUAUAGCAAAAUAUUGUAAUAUAUAUGAUUUAAAUAGUGGUGGUAUUUUUUAUUAUUCUAUUUCUUCAUUUGAUAAUUAUCCCUGUUCUUUAUCUAUAUCUUCUGAUACAUCAAUUGUUAGUGAUGGUGGUUUUAUUAAUGAUUUAACUAAUGAUAAUGUACAAGAUGAAAUACCAGUAGGAAAUAAUGGAAUACAAAAAAUUCCAUCUAUUGGUGAAUCAUCUUAUUUUGCUUUUCAAAUGACUGGUAUAAAUAAUUCAGUUAUUCCAGAAAAUGUAAUUAUUAAAACUAAUAUUGGUAAUAAAUAUAUAUAUAAUGUUAAUGAAAGAUUAAAUUGUUCUGCUAAUAAUUAUGUUGGACCAUUCAUUUGUACAACAAUGGGAUAUAAUUCUCUUUACAUAAAUGGAAAAGAUAAUGAAGGAUUUGAUUAUCAAAGAUUUUAUACUUUUAAUUGUAAAAGUAAUACUAUUCCUACAACAGAAUUAGCACCAACAUCUUUUCCUCCUAUUAAUAAAUGUUUUAAUAAUGGAACAUUAAUAAAAACUUCUUCUACUUCAUCAUAUUGUUCUUGUACAAAAUAUUAUACUGGAAGACAAUGUGAAAAUAAGUUAUGUUUUAAUGAUGGAACAUUAGGUCCAAAUAAUGAAUGUAUAUGUAUGAAUUAUUGGAGUGGUGAAUUUUGUCAAGAUAUAAUUUGUUCUGAUUUAUCUGAUCAUGAUUUUGAUAGUAAUGAAAAAGUUUUUACAUUUAUUAUUAAAACAACAUUAUCAAUUGUUUCAUAUAAAAAAACAAUAAUAGACAUUGCUAAAAAUAUUUUAUCAAAUUAUGAAUUAAAUAAUUCUCAAUAUUUUGUUAAAUAUGUUAUUGUUGGUGUAGCAAAUAAUGAAAUUAUGUAUAUUAAUGAAUUUGAUUAUGUCAAUGAUUUUUAUGAUGCACUUAAAAAUUUAGAAUUUUAUAAAAGUAAUGACUGUUUAGAAAGUUUAGAAAUGGCAUUACUUACAGCAUUACAAAUAAAUUCAUUACAAAUAUAUACAAAAUCACCUAUUUUUGUUUUUAGUGAUGGAUUAUCAGGUGAUUCUGAAGAGAUUAAAGGUCAAUUAUUAAAUAAUAUUGUUUAUUUUCAAGGACCUAUAUUUUUUAUAUUAUUAAAAUCAACAAUAUUAGAUUGUAUAAUUGAUACAUCUAAUAAUAAUUAUAAAAGUUUAUUUUAUAUUUCUCAAAUGUCACAAGGAUUAGUAAGUAGAAUUGAUAAUGAAUAUGAUACAUAUAAUUUGGUAACAAAAAUUGGAAAUUCUAUUAAUAAUAUAGGAAUCCUUCUUCAAAAUGAUUUUUCUGAUUCAUGUCAUUAUGCCCCAAAAUAUCAAACAUUUUUUAUUGAUGAUUCAAUAAAAUCAUUUACAUUUAUUAUUUCUAGUAAUAAUGCAAAUUUUAAUAUACUUGAUUCUAAUAGAAAUUUACUACUUCCAUUUAAUGAAACUUCUAUUGGUGAUACAAAAAUAUUAUCCUUUAUUUCAAAUAAUAUUGGAAAUUAUGAAUUACAAUUUGAAAGUUCUGGUCCAGGACCAUGUCAAUAUCGAAUUUUUGGAACAACAAAAUAUAAAUUAUCAAUAGGAACAUCAAUAAAAAUGAUAGAGGAUAUUGAUUAUAGAAUGCCAAUAUAUAAUAAUGAUUAUAAUUUAGUUGGUAAAAUUAAUGAAUUUAUAUAUCCAAAUGAUACAGAUAAUUUGUUAAUUGAAGCAUUAAUUUGGACAAAUGAUAUACAAAAUGGAAAAAGAAAAAUAUUGUACUCAAGUAAUGGUAUAUUUCGUAAUGGUUGCCAUUAUCAUUUAUUUUUUGGAUCAUGGAAAUGUUUAACAAGAGAAAUGAAAUUUUAUGUUAAUGUUAUUAUUUCUGAUGUAAUGAAUAAUACAAUACAAAGAACAAAAUCAGGUUUUUGUGCUGCUUUCAAUCCAACACCUAUUCCACCAUCUGGUUGCCAGAAUGGUGGUUCAAGUAUUGGUAAUGGAAAUAAUACAACAUGUAUAUGUAAUGAAGGAUAUACAGGUAAUAAAUGUCAAAAAUUAGUAUGCCAAAAUGAUGGAUAUUCAAAGAAUGGUUAUUGUGAAUGUCGUGGAGGUUAUACAGGAAAAUUUUGUGAAAAAAUUGAAUGUACAGAUAAAAAUGAUUAUGAUAAUUUUCCAAAAUCACAAAAAUCAUUAACAUUUCUUUUACAUGAAUCUAUGACAACAAGAACAAUGAUAAAUUCUUUAUUAGAAUAUUCUCAUCAAAUGAUUCAAGAAAUUAAAAUUGGAGCAAAAGAUUUUAUUUCAUUUUAUCAAGUAAUAACUUUUAAUGAUAAUUCAACUAAUAUUUAUGUAAAUAGUAGUAAUUCUAAUGAUUUUAUUAUUGGUUUAGAAAAGUUACAAAAUACUGUAAUGGAUGAUGAUAUUUAUUCUUGUAAUUCACUUAAUUUAUAUGAAGGAAUGCAAAAAAUGUUAUUUGAUCCAAAUACAUCAAAAUAUGGAUAUUUUUAUGUUUUUAUAAAUGGUAUUCCAGUACAAAAAACUUCACAAUUUAAUGAAGUUAAAAAUUUUUUGGAACUAUUAGAAAUUCAAUUAAAUGUUGUUGAAGUUAAUGGAGCACCAUGUGGAAAUUCAUUAAUUAAUAAUCCUGAAAUGAAAUCACUCUUUGAACUUAUCUCUUUAACACGAGGUUCAUUUUAUAAUAUUGAACCAGUAUUGUCGGGUAAAAUUUUAAAAACAAUUACUUCACAAUAUUUGUCACAAUUAAUUUAUGAAAAUUAUAUUGAAAAUUGUUUUAUAGAUCCUAUUACAAUAAAUUUUCCAAUUGAUUCAGAAACAGAAACAGUUACUAUAAAUAUUCAUGGAAAUUUAAUUAAUGAUCCUGAAUACCUUCAACCAUAUAUUUAUUCUUCAUCUCAAUAUAAUUAUAGUUCAGUUUUAAAUAUUUAUAAUGAUUAUGCCUAUGGAAAUAGGAUUGAUAAAAUUAUAAAAGCAUGUGAUAAUGGAUGGAUAAGUUAUGAUGAUCAUUGUUGGUUAUUUGUAGAUUCUAAUGUUAGUUGGGAAGAAGCUAAAGAAUCAUGUAAUAAUAAUAAUGCUAAUCUUGCCACAAUUUAUAAUAAAGAUGAUAAAAUAUUUUUUGAAAAAUAUUUACAAAAUACACAAUUUUGGAUAGGAUUAAAUGAUCUUCAAAAAAAUGGUUCAUUUGUUUGGGAUCAAAAAAAUUCAAAUUCAUUACCAUUAUCUAAAUCUUCAUUUAUUGAUUGGGCUCAGGAACAACCAAAUUUAAUAUAUAGAUGUGUUUAUUAUAAUUUAAAUCAAACUAAUGAUAAUAAAAAUGGUUGGAUGACAGGAGAAUGUUCAAGUAGACGAUCUUAUUCAUGUGUUAAAAAUAAUUAUGAUUUUGAUAAUACUUCAAAAGAUAUUGAUAAUAAAAAAUUAUCAAAAGGUUUAUGGAGAAUUAAAUUACAAACUGUUGAUGGACCAUGUCAUGUUCAAAUUACAUCACAAACAAAUAUUCAUCUAUUUACUACAUUUUCAUUAAAUCAAUUUGAUGAUUUUGGAAGUCCAAAUCCAUCAAAAGGCAAUAAUAUUCUUAAUUAUAUGUUAGUACAUUCUACAGGACUACAAAAUAUUUUAGAACCUAAUAAUAAAGGAAAUUUAUUAAAUUUUUUAAUGUUUCCUUUAAAUGAUAUGUCUCUUCUUGAUCAAGGAAAUAUUACUGAAAGAGAUAAUUGUUUAUAUCAAUAUAUUUCAACAAAAUUUAUCUGUCCAUCAAAUAAUUUUAAAAUAUUAAUUAAUGGUGUUGAUAGAUUUGGUUAUGUAUUUCAAAGAAUGUUACCAAUAUCAUGUUCAAAUAUUGUUGUUAAAGGUGAAUGUAAAAAUGGUGGAAUUCCUAUGGCUAAUAAUUGUUUUUGUUCAUAUUUUUGGACUGGUAAUAAUUGUGAUACAAUUCAAUGUUUAUAUGGAAAACCUGAUAAUACUUAUCAAAAAUGUAUUUGUAAUGAUGGAUAUACUGGUGAUCAUUGUACAGUAGCUGUAUGUACAAGAAAAAAUGGAAAUAAUACCUCUGGAUUAGAUAAUAAUAAUAAAGCUUUUAUUUUAAUUAUAGAUGGUGAAAUGGUUGGUGAAAUGAAAAAUGUUUUAAUUAAUAUUGAAGAAUUAUUAUUAAAUAUUUUAGAUGAAACAGAACGUGUAAAAAAAAAUAAAUUUACACGUUAUAUUGGAAUUGUUUUUAGAGAUUCAUCAUAUUUACCAGAUAAUAGAAUUAGUAAUGUUUAUGAUACAACAAAUAAAACAUAUUUUAUUAAUGUUAUUAAAAAUGAAAUAAUGAAAAAUUUUCAAGAAAUUAUUAAUUAUAGUUAUUCAAGAUUAAUUUUAACUGCUAUUAUAAAUGUUUUAAAAAAUCAAUCAAUUCCAUCAUUAUCACAAGCUUAUGUAAUAACUAAUUCAAAUGCUGAAGAUUAUAAUAAAAUUGAAGAUGCAUUAAAUAAUAUUGCUUAUAAAUAUACAAAAGUUGAUGUUAUAAUUAUUGGUGAUAAAAAUUUACCAGGAAAUGUAUCAUUUAAUGAUAAUAAAAUAGAUUCAUUACUUAAAAUUGCCUACUCAUCAGGUGGUAAUUUUUAUCAAGUACCAAAUUAUUCAACGUUAAUUGGUUUUUGGAAUAGUUUAUUAAUAACUGAAAUUAAUACAUAUACAAUAACAAAAAAAUAUGGUUAUCCAUGUACAGAAUUAAUUGAAUAUAUACAAAUGGGUUCAAAUGGAACAUUACUUGUUUUAGAUAUUUAUAGUUCAACAGAAUCAACAAUACAAAUUCUUGAUCCAUAUAAUAAUGAAAUUGAAAUAAGUGGUCAAAUUAAAACACAAACAAAUUGGUUAAUAUUAAUAAGAACACCAUCUAUUCAAUUAAUACCAGGUGUAUGGAAAAUAAAAUUAAUAACAAAAAAUGAUAAUAAUCAUUUUUGUCAUAUAUCAGCCAGAGUUCUAGAAGAUAAUCCUCCACACAUAGCAUUUAAUCCAGAUAUUGGUGAAGAUAGUGGUAGGCAUUCUGAUUAUUCUAUUCAAUACACUACAGCUGGCUAUGAAAAAAAUGCUAUUGUUGCUGACACACCAUUUGGUACUUUAACUUAUGCACAAAUUCAUGAUUUGACUGGAGAAAAUUUAUUAUGGUCAAGUAGUUUAAUAUCAAGAGAAAAAUGUGGAUUUGAAUAUAUUACAAAAGAUCUUUUUUCCUGUGAAAUUCCAACUUUUAUUCUUUCUGUCAAUGAAAGGAGACGUACUUUAUUUUAUCUUGAAAAAAUUCCUGGUGAUAAUGGAUUACCAAUUAUAGGUAGUCUAUUAGAAUUUCAAGGUCCUCCAUCAUAUGUAUUGGAUAAAACAUAUGAAAUUCUUCAAAAAAUGAUUAGAUUAAAUUAUCCAAUUAUGAAAAUUUGGUUUGGAAAUCAUGUUAUUGUUUAUUUAUCAACACCAGAAGUUCAAAAAAUAAUUCUUGAUAAUCCAAAAGAGAUUACAAAAGGUAGUACUUAUGAUUUAUUAAGAGAAUGGUUGAAUGAAGGUUUAGUUACUGGUUCUGGAGAAAAAUGGAAGUAUAGAAGAAAAUUAAUUAAUCCAAGUUUUCAUUUUAAAAUGUUAAUUGAAUAUCAUAGUAUUUUUAAUGAAGAAGCUAUAGUAUUAGUUGAUAUAUUAAAUAACUUUAAAAAUACAGGUGAAGAAGUUCAAGUACUUGGAUAUAUGAAAAGAUGUCUUUUUGAUAUGAUUAUGAGAACAGCUUUUGGUCAUAAAUUAAAAUGUCAAUCAAAUCCAAAUGAUUCAUAUCUUCAUGCAGUAGAAGGUUUUGCUGAAAUGGCAUAUAUUGCAUCAAUAAAUAUUUUUUAUAAAAAUAAACUUUUAUUUUAUCUCUCUGGAAAUGGAUUUAAAAAAGAUAAAUAUUUAAAAACAUUAAGAAAGUUUAGAAAUGAUUUAAUUCAACUAAGUCAUAAAAAAUAUUUAAAAGAAAAAUCAACUAGUAAUGAAAUAAAGCAUAAAACUUUUAUUUCAAUGUUAUUAGAACUUUAUGAAAAUAAUGAAAUAGAUAUGGAUGGUGUUAGAGAAGAAGUUGAUAGUAUUAUAUUUGGUGGAUUUGAUACAUCUUCAGCUACAAUGGCAUGGCUUUUAUGGUCAUUAGCAACUCAUCCAGAAAUUCAAGAAAAAGUUUAUGAAGAAAUUUUUGAUAUUUUUGGUGAAAAUGAAAGAGUUGUAACUCAUGAAGAUAUUAAUAAAAUGUCAUAUUUUGAUAUAGUUUUAAAAGAAGUAUUAAGAAGAUUUUCAAUAGUUUCUAUUAUGGCAAGAAGACUUCAAAAUGAUGUUAAUAUUGGUGGUUAUAUAGUUCCAAAAGGAACAGAUGUUGUUUUAGGGCCUUUCUUAUGUAACAUGAAUGAUAAAACAUUUCCUGAACCAUAUAAAUUUGAUCCAAAUCGUUUUCUUCCUGAAAAUACAGCAAAUCGAUCAGCUUUUGAUUUUAUUCCAUUUAGUGCAGGACCAAGAAAUUGUAUUGGACAAAAAUUUGCUAAUCAUAAUAUUAAAAUAAUAAGUGUUUGGAUAUUAAGAAGAUUUCGAGUACGAACAAAUUAUCCUUUUGAUUAUUUAAAAAUGGUUCCUCAAAUUGUAACUAAUUCAGACAAAGGUUUUCCUAUUAUUUUUGAAAGUAGAGUUUAA